AAACUACUUCCGGCAAAGGUAAAUGAAAAGAAUUUCUGCUAUUAUUUCGUAUUUUUGCAACGUUAAGAAAGUAACAUCUGCUUUAAAUGCUCUGUCACAAAAGAAUGUAAUAUUCUACGUACCAUUUCAUUCAGACGAUCAAGUACCUCUGUGGCGUAUUCUGACAGAUAAAGCUCAUCAUCAUAGGUAUCCUCAGCUUGUUAAGUUGUUGUCUGGAUGAGUUGGUUGUCAGUUAGGGACUAUGUCAGGUGUAAUACCUCCACCGCCGCCAGUGCCUCCACUACCUAAACCAUACAGUCUACCUCCUGAACUCCUGGAAGACGAUGAAUUUACAGAGAAAAGAUAUCAGAAAGAGUUGCAGUUUCUAAUGGUUGGCGCAAUAGAGAGGGGAGACACUAGACAUCUACAAGAACUUAUUGAUAAAGGAGUGAACACAAAUGCAACAAUUAUAUUGGUGAAAACCCCUCUCACUCAGGCAUUAGAACAAAAUGAAGUUUCGUACAGCAUUAUAGAAACGUUAUUAAAAGCUAAAGGUACAGAUCCUAAUCUAGCAGACUUUACUCCUUGGGGUUUAAGGCCAUUACAUAUUGUUGCUAAAGUGGGUCAGGUUGACUUGGCAAAACUGUUUCUGGAAGGGUGUAAGAAGUCAGAUUGUGACAUCAAUGCAGCAGAUAAAGGAGGAGCAACACCGUUACAUUUUGCCGCUAGAUACGGACACGUUGAUAUGGUAAAGUACCUGUUAGAAAACUCUGCUGACAUGUUAACAGCAGACGACUGUGGCAGAACUGUAUUACACCGGGCAUGCGAGUUUCAACACCGAGAUGUAGCUCAGAUUUUAAUAGAUAAAGGCAUUGAUGUGAAUAUAACCGAUAAUUACGGAUGGACACCUUUAUUUCACAGUAUUUUCUUUAGCAGUAAUUUAAUGGCUCAGUUCUUAAUAGAAAAUGGAGCAAGAGCAGACUUGCAUGAUUUAUAUGGUAAAACUCUUCUUGAACUUGCUUGUUACAACAAUAUUGCUCCGUUGCAUGAAGGUCAUCUUCCGGAGAAAGUUGCGUUAGCUACGUCUUUCAAUUUCUAUGAAAGGAGUAAGUCUAUUCCGUCAGAAGAGUUCCUGGACCUUAUUUAUGACUUAGAGCAGAGGUUUUUCCUGGAAGAUCAUGAAUGUUUCAGCUGUGUGAAAAUGUUAAUCAAUGCCGGAGCUGAUCCGAAAGAGUAUCCCUCAGAUGAAAUGGCUUGUAACACUUUUGGAGUUGAAGCAAAAAUCCGAGCUUACCUCAUUCUUGCGGGUGCUAUGUUAGAUCCUCGAGAUAUAUGGGUGACUGGAACAUUUCCGAACUAUCCCGACUGGCGAGCAAAAUGGUUUAAACAUCAAGUUUGUGAGCAGAUAAGUCUUUUCCGACAGUGCCGCUACAAGAUACGACAAUGUUUAGCACACACAAGAAACAUUGAUCUGACAAUUGAAAGCUUACCCAUACCAAAAGGCCUGAGAGAAAAGUUAAAGCUUGAUAAUGAUUUUGAAGGAUUUAUGCAAAUUGUAAAGGAAGGUUCCAAGUAGUUGUAUCUAUGGUGGCUAUCAAUUGUAAGAAAUAAGGAUAUGAAGUAGCGAUCGUGUUUUCCAAAUGUGUUUCAUCCAUUGACAUUUCCGAUAUAACAAUUUUAAUUGAAUUUAAAGUUGAUAUUUGUAGAUUUACGUUAAAGUUUUCAAAAUGUCGUAGACACUUCCAUUUGCAGUUAUUGAUUUAUAAACAGUGAAAAUGUAUUUGUACAGAAUUUAUUUUUAAAAAAGUAAUUGUUUCACAAAAAUAUUUUUGAAACUGAGCCUUCUUCUAUAAUCAAGCAGCAACAGUUUGGAGUGAUCUUAUCUGGUGUUCAUACAGUUAACUAAAGAUAAGACAGAUUUAUGAUGUUCGAGUGUUGUUUAUUUAUAAAAUUUUGAUAGUUUUACAUCUGGAUGUAUACCCAGUAAAGUUUCUGCGAAAUACUUUAAUUUUUUGCUGACUUUGGUGAAUUACAGCAGGUAUUUGUAUUUGCUUACAUUUUAUUGGUAGUUAAAGUCAACUUGUCUCCUUAAAUGAGAUUAGCGGAGGCAAAACCAACAAACCCUUACAUAAUAAUGUUAUGUGAUACAUAAUAUGUAUACUUUAAAAUGUUUGUCUUUCUUGUAAAUGUAAAAAAAGCAACUAUAUUUACAAUUUUUUAUAAGGAACAUUUAUUGACAAGUAUUUCGUAACUUACAUAACAGAAUCAGCAAUAACAACCACAAACAUUUAUUGUAGCUGUCCUUAUUUAGAUGAGAUUAUUUAUAUAGAAAUAUACUCGAUGUAACUAUAAUAAUGAACAAUUUUGAUACACUUAUCUUGUAAAAACUAUGUCAGUGAUCACACAGUUCUACAACUUUUGUCACACUAAGUCAUGGAAUGUUUAAGUAUACAUCUAUUGGAUUUAUAGAAAGUACCUUCUACCGUGAUUUGUGCCCCAUGUGGUUCUGGGACGAUCUGUGUAUGAAAAGAAUUGGAACCACUGCCUUACCCUUGUAUGAUCACAAGAGGCGACUAGUAGGGUCUUAACACUUGGUUUUGCAGUAACUCUGUGAUUCCAGCAGGUAUGCAAAUUUUGAUUCCAUACCUUAUAAUUUUAUUUCGAUGUAAAUGAGAUGUGGAACCAAAAUUUGAUAUUAUGAUAACAUGAUGCGACAACAUGACAAUCUGAUGCGACAUCAUGGUUACAUGAUGCAACAGCGCGACAACCCAGUGUAAUACUAGUACAUGAUACCAUGAUUUGAGAUUUCGAUAACAUUUUGAGAUUUCGAUUACAUGAAAACAUGCAACAGCAUGACAACAAUGCAAAUGUGCAAUAUUGAUGUCACACUGUUGACAAGACAGUAACACGAUUCUGCAGUUGCUCAGUGUUAAUUUCGUGCUAUCACAAUUUGUUGAUGUGCUGUUGUAUCAUGUUACGGGUUUUCGAACUGUCAUUUCAUGUUUUUGUAAUAUCGUCUUUACCGCUGCAAAGGUUUGUAAUUUGAUGAUACAAUGAUCGUGUUAUUGAAGAUAACGGGUUAAAAAGAAGAAAGGUAAAAAUCUGCUGCUAACACAUUAAGGGAAUAUACAUGUUGGGCAAAUUCAUUCAUAUUUUCAUUUGGGGAUUGCUAUUAUGAGAUAAACAUGCACAUGCAGAUCUGUUGUGUUUAAAUAUGCUACAGUAAGUAUGGUGGAUUAUCUAAAAGGUCAGCUAGAGCAAUUAAAGAGUAUAUAUGCCACCAUUAUAUGGUUUGAACCGUUGAAAGAAAUUGUUGAAUGGCAGGAAUGUUGAAAGUUUGUUUUGCAUUUUUGUGGCCCCCAAAACUUUUGGGAGGGCACUUAUUGCCCAUGUAUAAGUGCCCAUGUCUGUCCGUUCGAAUUUGUGUCGUGCUUAACUCAAAAAAUAUUUGACCCAGUCAUCAUGUAAAGUUGUGCACCUGAUAUAUAUUAAUUGGAAUUUCACACAAUCAGAGAAGAGUAAUCAGAAAUAAGUAUAAAAAGGGCCCGAAAGAUUGUGUCGCAUGUACCUCAAAAAGUAUUUGAUCCAGGAUUAUGAAACGUUAUAGGAAUGAUAUUCAUCAUGUGAAAUGGUGCACCUGUUUUUUUUCUGAGAAUACAUUCAGUCAGACCAGAGCUAUGAGAGCUGACUUAGUUAAAAAUAUGCAUUAAGGGCAUAAAAGGUUGUGUCCCAUGUAUCUCAAGAAAUGUUUGACCUAGAGUCAUAAAACAUCAAGGGAUUGUUACGUAGCAUGUGAACUUGUGCAUCUUGUGCUCUGUUUGGGAUUUCAACCAGCCAGAGCAGAGUUAUGGUCCUUGACUUUGUGAAAAGUACACAUAAAAUUCUUAAAAACUUACGUUGCUUAUACCUUAAAACUUUUUCACCUAGUCAUGAAACCAUGUAAGUGACAGAAAGUGUUGGGAGGGCAAGAGUGUCGUAUGGACGCGCAUCUAGUUGUUGUUGACUUUAUAUAUACAUAUUGUUUUGUCAUUUUUUAUCAAUUUGUGUGCAAUCUAUUGCAUUGUUGUUUUACUGGUUGAUGUAUUAUAUUAUACAAUAAAUCCUUG
This is a messenger RNA of Mercenaria mercenaria, 4085 nucleotides long. RefSeq names its product poly [ADP-ribose] polymerase tankyrase-2-like. NCBI's taxonomy places the organism in Eukaryota, Metazoa, Mollusca, Bivalvia, Venerida, Veneridae. The transcript has 4 exons. Gene Ontology annotation, molecular function: protein binding. The record is from RefSeq and is a predicted model, not a curated record. Bases 242 to 1555 code for a protein of 437 amino acids.